Linum trigynum is the source of this 719-nucleotide messenger RNA. The record is from the annotation of a GenBank genome assembly. NCBI's taxonomy places the organism in Eukaryota, Viridiplantae, Streptophyta, Magnoliopsida, Malpighiales, Linaceae.
GAUCGCUCUCCUCUCCUCAAUCAACUCCACAAACAAAGCUAAUUAGGUCGCGGAGAUCUUGCAACUAUGGCGAAAAAAAGCACUAGAGGAGAGCUCCUUUUCAAGAGGAACUAUGAUCCGGACUAUGAUUCGGAUGAGGGAUUGCUCCAGUACAGCUACAGUUAUCGAGCGGCUGCAGCAAAGACGACUGGGGAUAGCGAUCUGUGUUUCAGGAAGCUGGCAAAGACGGACAUCUUAAUAUCCCCUGCCGAGGCGAAGAGGAAGUGUACGAAUGAUGACGAUCCGGGCUAUGAUUCAGAUGAGGAAUUACUCAAGUACACCUACCAUUAUCGAGCGGCUGCAGCAAAGACGACUGGGGAUGACGAUCUGAGUUUUGGGCAGUCAAAGAUCCGCGCCGCCAUUAUAUGGUCGACGGAACGGAAGGCAAUUAAUGAGGAGAAGUAGUACCUGGAGUGAAGAUCUGCAGCAGAGAUCACGUGGAUUUCUCUAUAUGGGUUUGGGGGCUUUGAUUUUUGGGGGUUUAUACAUGAGUUUUCGUACAAGCAUAAUGUUUGAAUGUUCGGUUUAGGUUUUCAUAUAUGUUUUGUGCUUCCUAUUAUUACUGGUUUUGUGCCCAUGUAUUAAUAUUAUUUGGCGGCAGGCUGAUAUUGUAUAUAUUUAUUAGGGUUAAUAUAGUUGUAUGAUCCAAACUUUUCACAUAUUAAACAUUCUGACAAAUC